AUGCAGUCCGACAGAGUGCUUCGCAUACAAGUCAUCCACCAGAGUGAAGUGACUGCUCAAAUCGCUGGUGAGUCCCUCGGACGGGAGAACGUCGAGGGAGUCCCGGGUGGCCAGGCGGGCGCCGGCAAACCGCCCCUGCGGGUCUCCUGCCUGGACAACUCCUCGGGGGUCGCGAUGAUGCCCAAGGAGGACCUUUAUCCCGAGAUAGUGGCACUGUCUGAGGAGCCGCUCAGCAUGGCCGGCCGGAAGUGCAACACCAUCUACAAGGGCUUUGCGGAUUGCCUGAUCAGCCUCGGGGACAGCAUGUCUCAGAGUGUUCAGCAACAGCAGGACGAGAGCAGCCAAGAACUGCAGGAGUUGGAGACCAUUUGCAAGUCCUGGGAUGACUUCCACACCUGUGCCAGCCAGGUGCUGUCCCGAUGCCCCGACGAGGCAGCAGCCAUCUGGGAGUCGCUUCGGCAAGAGUCCCGGAAGUUCCAGUUCCAAGGAAACCUCCACGACCUGUGUAGCUCGCGGGCCCAGCCGGCUGGCAACGGAAGAGCUCUGGAUGUGGAUGAAACCAACAAGGAAACCCUGCGGGGGUCGGCCCGGCUUCCGCGGCCCAGCCUCUGGGGCAGCCUGACUCUCGUGACUCUACUGCUCGCUUUGGCGCCUUUGGCCUAG
Gekko japonicus is the source of this 663-nucleotide messenger RNA. RefSeq names its product neuritin 1 like (gene NRN1L). Gene Ontology annotation, biological process: nervous system development; neuron projection extension. The transcript has 5 exons. Gene Ontology annotation, cellular component: plasma membrane. Lineage: Eukaryota; Metazoa; Chordata; Lepidosauria; Squamata; Gekkonidae. Bases 1 to 663 code for a protein of 220 amino acids. The record is from RefSeq and is a predicted model, not a curated record.